Messenger RNA from Solea senegalensis (Senegalese sole), 2540 nucleotides. RefSeq names its product dual specificity phosphatase 16 (gene dusp16). Gene Ontology annotation, cellular component: cytoplasm; nucleus. Lineage: Eukaryota; Metazoa; Chordata; Actinopteri; Pleuronectiformes; Soleidae. The coding region runs from base 29 to 1951 and encodes 640 amino acids. Gene Ontology annotation, biological process: negative regulation of MAPK cascade; protein dephosphorylation. The transcript has 6 exons. The record is from RefSeq and is a predicted model, not a curated record. Gene Ontology annotation, molecular function: protein tyrosine/threonine phosphatase activity; MAP kinase tyrosine/serine/threonine phosphatase activity.
GUGGGGUGGGUGGGAGGGGUAUUCUGACAUGUCCGAGCUGCCGGGGUCCCGGUCCAGGUGCGCGAUGGCGAUGCCCGGUGCAGCCGUGCGAGCCAUCGGCGCGGAGGCUCUGGUGGCGCUGCUGGAGGGCGGGCUGGACCGCGUGGUGCUGAUCGACAGCCGGCCGUUCGUCGACUACAACGUGUCGCACAUCCUGGAGGCCGUGAACGUCAACUGCUCCAAGCUGAUGAAGAGGAGGCUGCAGCAGGACAAGGUGCAGAUCGCCGAGCUGCUGCAGCACUCGGCCAAGAAGAAGCUGGAGCUGCAGGGCGAUCAAGAGGUCGUAGUGUACGAUCAGACUUCCUCUGACCCGGCGACGCUCGGAUCUGAGUCGUUCCUCAGCGUCCUGUUGGGGAAACUGGAGAGAAGUUUUCCCUCCGUGCACCUGCUGUCAGGUGGCUUCUCCGAGUUCUCUCACCUGUUCCCGGGUCUCUGUGAGGGAAAGUCCACUCUGGUUCCCUCCUGCAUGUCUCAGCCGUGUCUCCCCGUCGCCAACAUGGGACCGACACGCAUCCUGCCGCACCUGUACCUGGGCUGUCAGAGAGACGUGCUCAACAAGGAGCUGAUGCAGCAGAACGACAUCGUCUACGUCCUGAACGCCAGCAACACCUGCCCCAAACCCGACUUCAUCCCCGAAUCGCACUUCCUGCGUGUUCCCGUCAACGACUCGUUCUGUGAGAAGAUCCUGCCCUGGCUCGACAGAUCUGUGGAGUUCAUAGAAAAGGCCAAAGCGUCCAACGCUCGCGUCCUAGUUCACUGUCUCGCCGGGAUUUCCCGCUCAGCCACCAUCGCCAUCGCCUACAUCAUGAAGAGGAUGGACAUGACGCUGGACGAGGCCUACAGGUUUGUGAAGGAGAAGCGUCCGACCAUCUCGCCAAACUUCAACUUCCUGGGUCAGCUGCUUGACUUUGAGAAGAAGAUCAAGAGUCCAGACAAGAAGCUUGUGUCGCCUGGCGUUGAGGGACCUUCUCUACCCGAGGACCUGGAGCCACCGCCCUGUCUGGAGGCCACCAUGGGCUUUGGCGUUAGCAUGCUAGAGCCGCUCACGCUGCCGUGCAUUUUAGCCGACGCCCCCGAUGAGCGCGUGCUGCCGCAGGCUCUGGGCAGCCUGCAGCUCACUGACGGACCCGAGGACAAUGCACGGCUCAAACGCUCUUUCUCUCUGGACAUUAAGUCGUUCGGGGAGGCGGGCGGGACGCCCUCUCACCGAGCGUUUGCGCCUAACGGCGGGUCAGGUGACUCUGCUGACUUUUACAAACCCUCGGCGUUUAAAGAGCCGACGAGUAAACCGUGCCAGUUCUCACCGGUGGAGGAGGUCUCGGAGCAGUCGACUCCGGAACAGAGCCCCGACAAGGAGGAAGCAAACGCGCCGUCGCCGCAGCCGCCGAGCAGCUUCACCAAACCUCAACCCGCAGCUCCGAACUGUUCCCAGCAGCUGCACCGCAGCGGCAGCACGGAGAACGCCACCAGCUUCCUGUUAGGCCUCUCACGCAGCCAGCAGCACCUCGCCGGACCCGGAGGCGGCGCCCUGAAAGGCUGGCAUUCGGACAUUCUGCUGGGCCCCGUCGCCGUCUCCACGUCCUCACUUGCCGGAGGCUGGUACCUCUCCUCCGACUCCACGCGCUUCUACUCCACCUCCAUCUUGAGUGGGGGCGGCGGCUUCACGGCGUACAGCUGCAGCCACGGCCUGGAGGCAGUGCGUCGCCGCAGCACCCGGCAGAGGACGGGGGACCGCUGCGACUCGAGGAGGAGCUGGCACGAGGAGAGCAGCUUCGAGAAGCAGCUGAAGCGGCGGAGCUGUCAGAUGGAGUUCGGAGACGGGAUGACGGACAGUCGAUCGAGGGAGGAGCUUGGGAAGGUCGGCAGUCAGUCGAGCUUCUCCGGCAGCAUGGAGGUCAUCGAGGUCUCCUGAGGCUGAGCCAACACACUUCAACAGCAGCAACACCCGCAGCAUCACCUAGUGCCCAGUCCAUGCCAGCGCAGGAGAGACGUCCGCUGUAACAUGUCACAUGAAGAAAAAAACAAUUAUGCCGCGAUAAAAACAAUUAUAUUUUGAAUAAAACGUCAUAAAUCGUGUCAAUUUCAGAUUUUGCCGUUUUUAUCGUGUUCACACGUCGGCCAUUUUCCUACGACAUCACACUCUGUGGACAAGACAAAGUUACGUUGCCGUUUUAAAAUGGCGGCAGUGUUUGUAUAAAGUUCGUCACCGAGCAUCGGGAUGCUGCCGGUGUGUAUGUUGCCACGACAACAGACUCUGAUGAACACGUGUGCUGUUUUCCCUCCUCGACCGCACAGAUCCUCACUAUGACUCUCAGGUGUGUGUGUGUGUGUGUGUAUAUGUGUGCAUACGUGUGUGUGUGUGUGUGUGUGUGUGUGAGUUGCCGGUGACAUAUCGCUGCCUGACUGUUCACGUGUUAACAGGAAGAGGAAAUGAUGAUGAUGUCACACUUGAUGAUUCAUGUUCACUUGUUUUAGUAAAAUAAAGUUAAUUUGACUCUGAA